UCGAGUACGCAGCCACUAGAUUGUAAACAGCAUGGUCAUCGUUGCGUGGUUGCGUUCAAUUCACGGUCCGUUCAUAAAUGUUUUAGAAUAUUUAUUAUUAUUUUUAUGAUAUUUGGUUUUAAUGCUCGCGAAUUCUUAUGAUAUCUGGAUUGAAGAGAAUAAACAGCCGACUAUUGCUACACUCUGUAAGGAUUUAGACCAAGCAAUUGGCAAAGGAAUUUCCCCUGGAAUCAUAACGGAACUCUGUGGACCGCCUGGAAGCGGAAAAACUCAAAUCUGCAUACAGUUGUGCGCCAAUGUCCAAAUUCCUACACAGUUGGGCGGCUUUGGCGGGAAAGCUUUAUACUUUGACACAAACUUUGGAUUCCACCCGCACAGACUGAAAGAAAUGGCUACCGCAUGUACUCAACAUUGCCGAAACAUUGUUGAAACUCUCAGGAAAGACCUAUCUGAGGACGUUGAAGGAUUUACUGCAGAAAUUAUCAUGGAAAACGUAUACUAUAAAUAUAUAAGCGAUUCUUCUAGUUUGAUAGAAGAAUUGGACACUCUGGAAAAUCUACUCAAAGCUGGAGAGAAGAUCAAGUUGGUGGUUGUAGACUCACUGUCAUUUUUAAUAAAAUGCAACACAGAGAACAGUUUGGAAAGACUCGAGGUAGAUUAUACGAUACUUACCAAGCUACACGUUCUCGCAUAUCGUUACAAGCUAGCUGUUGUCAUUACGAACGAUUGUACCACGAGAAUCAACCCGAGCAAUUCCACCGAUAGCACAGUUGUUCCGGCUUUGGGCGAAUGCCACAGUCACAAGAUUAAUCAAAGGAUCGUCUUAGGUGCGAUCAACGAGGAACAACCAGGGAUUUUCAUAGCAUCCAUCGAGAAGAGCUUAUUCCGGCCACGGUCGUCGAUUAAAUUCCGAAUUACUGAGGCAGGGAUCAGGCGAGUUCGGAAAAAUUAAUGAUACACGUUCAGUUUAUUUGGGAUCUUCUGUGUAGGAUAUUUUCUGUGAUUUUGGACAAUUUUGUUUAAAUACGCUGCUCAUAAAAUAACACCGAAAAGUAUAAUAAAAUUCGAACUCGUAUUUGAUUUCGAUGGUUUAGAACGAUGACAGAGUUAGCAGAACAUCGCGAUAAUCACCGCUCAAGUCAUCCUGGAAAGAAGGUUACAAUAGCUCGUAUAGUCAGACUGUGGUAUUUUUUUUCUUCGAUAAAUUGAUGAGAUAGGACAAAACGGGAGGGGGUUCGUCACGCUUCACACACCAAGCCAACACAGCAGGGAUUGUCAUCAUGAAUUGAAUUGUUGUGAACGUUAAAUGAGAAUCUUGCCGAUGAAAGCACAGAUGAUUUAGGUGUAAUUUCUAACAUCAAAAUGGUUUCAAUAGGUAUUUUGAGUUCAGCACAAAGGCAUUUUAGAUACAUUUAUUAUCCCAUCCAUUUUAACAACAAUUGACAAAUUCAAAAAUAAAAGUUUAACGCAAUAAAUAUGGCGUAAUGCCACUCACAUUAUAAUAUAUAAGCAGUGGAAUUUUGGUAAUGUCCAGAAACAUUUCGAAGUCUGUUUACUGCUACACAAACUGUUGAUUUUAAUAAAUAUAAACGACAAAAUCAGACGAGCUUGGUGUUACUUUUUCCUCGGUUCUAAUA
Molecule: messenger RNA, 1637 nt
Organism: Toxorhynchites rutilus septentrionalis
Lineage: Eukaryota; Metazoa; Arthropoda; Insecta; Diptera; Culicidae
Exons: 5
Coding region: 122-952 (276 amino acids)
Biological process (GO): meiotic DNA recombinase assembly; reciprocal meiotic recombination; DNA repair
Cellular component (GO): Rad51B-Rad51C-Rad51D-XRCC2 complex; replication fork; Rad51C-XRCC3 complex
Molecular function (GO): ATP hydrolysis activity; crossover junction DNA endonuclease activity; ATP-dependent DNA damage sensor activity
Source: RefSeq, a predicted model, not a curated record